Lagopus muta (rock ptarmigan) is the source of this 9486-nucleotide messenger RNA. It is a transcript of the gene ANKRD27, whose product is annotated as ankyrin repeat domain 27. Gene Ontology annotation, molecular function: guanyl-nucleotide exchange factor activity; SNARE binding. The record is from RefSeq and is a predicted model, not a curated record. Gene Ontology annotation, cellular component: plasma membrane; early endosome; neuron projection. The transcript has 29 exons. Gene Ontology annotation, biological process: early endosome to late endosome transport; neuron projection morphogenesis. Lineage: Eukaryota; Metazoa; Chordata; Aves; Galliformes; Phasianidae. The coding region runs from base 3177 to 6368 and encodes 1063 amino acids.
CGGGCUCUGUGAUGCGCGCUUUCUGUAUAUCAGUGUCACAGACGCUUCAGCUUGUUUCUCGGGGGCAAGAAUUUGCAUGUUUUUACUCUGUGGAUUAUUGAAGAAGGCCCCUAGGAAGUGUGAGUAUGGGGCCCAAAAUGUCUAAGGAUAGUUGAAAUCAAGUAAUCAUGCAUCAGAAGGUGUAGCAAACAACAAGCUUUUUACUAUAAAAAAUGAUACUUUAGUGGCUGCCCUUGUGUAUGUUCUGAAAUAUGGUGUAGUUAGUGAUGAGCUGUAGGCUAUGUUUGUACACAUGCCUGUGUCUUCCAGAAGAACAGAUAACACUGACGCUGAGUGCUGCGUAGCAGGCUGUGCUUGCUGUCUCUUAACACAUGUUUCACCAUGGCAGGCUUCUGGAGAACUUGCUUGUCAUGCCACACACCGCUACAUAUGCCUUUAUGCUCCUGGACAACUGUAUGAUUUGAUGUUGCUACAGUAAUUUAUGAGAAGUGAAAACAUCCUUCAAAAGGGGGGUUGUGACCCUGUCCCUUGUAUGUGGCUGCAUUCUGCGCCAUGGGCAAGAUAAGGUGCUGGCCUGGGCAGGCUCUGGGCAGGCCAGGUUCUGGGAGGUGUGUUGAGGCUGUGUUCCUUUUCUAUUAUUCAGUUACAUGGGGAGUUUGAUCCUGUGCUCCCCUGACUGCUUUUUGUUCUGCUUUUCUGUUGGACCAGGCCACAAGUUGCGUGUGGCUACUGCUGCACCCAUGUGCACCUGUGGAAGAAACCAGCUGCCAAGUCCUGCAGCAGGCUGUGGGGUCAUUGUGGGGCUACUGGGUAACUCCCUGCCAGUGGCAGGCAAGAUGUGAAUGAACGUCUGUUCCUUGCUGGAAUGAAGAAGCACAAGAUGCUUUUGACCUUGUAUAUGAAGUUUUGUAACUGUUUAAGUAUUGUCAUGUGGUAGAAGGAUUAGCUCUAGGUUUCAAUCUGGAGUCCUGUGUGACUUAAGCUUAAUCCUAAAUUACACAUCCAUGUGGGCAGCAGCUGCACUGCUGCACCUUACUGAGGCUGCUAUUCCUUGUGGCAAGUCAGGAUCAGUUUCUCUGAAAUCCAGGCAUAGCUGAGAAGGGGAAGGGAUGUUGGUUUAGGAGCAUGUGACUGCAUAAAUCUGAAGGUGGCAGCAGUUACAAUCUGUAAAAAAAACAAACAAAACUUCUCUAGAUAUAUCAUGUGUGAAGAAAGGCUGCUCUGCAGAACAGCUCUAAAUUAAGUUCAGUUGUGUUGCAGUUAUCCUAUUCAAGUAGAUUCUGAAAACUCUUAAAAUUUGGCUGUAGCUUAUCAGACAUGAUGCUGUUAAAUCCAAGUCAUGAUAAUGCUUUCAAAGAAGAUUCUGACUAGCUGAAACUUUAUCCAAAAACUUUAUCCAAAAAAAGCCGAACCCUGAAAUUACAAGGGAGUUAGUAUGUAAUGUAAUGAGUGCCAGCAGAAAUGUAUUUGCUGGUUCUGUAGAAAGGCUUCCUUCCAACAGGUGUUUAUGAUAGUGUUCUUCAUGUUGCAGUACUUUGAAACAGCAGAUACUCUGCUGCUUCUUGAGCAUUAGUGCUUGUUAAGUCCUGUAUCAUUUUAAUAGACUUAAGUGGUAUUUUAGGUAAAUACAAAUCUGUUUUGUUUGAAUGGUUGGUAAAUCUUGCCUCAUGGCUUCGCCUCUGGGAUGACCUCAUACUCUGAGUUCAGGCAUCCGAAUGCUGUGACCUGAGAUGGUUGAAAACCACUGAGAUGAGGACAGAACAUAAGGACUGGAUGCAGUGUGAACAAAACUGGUUGAGUGUCUGAUAACUCAGUGUAGCUUUGUAUAGAUAACUCCUGGCUUGCGUUUUGUGAACGUUUUGUUGUAAAGUGUUUUGAAAUGUUGAUCCAGAGCGAGAAUUUUCAUUUUCACAUCAUUUCCACAAAGAUGAUCAUGGGGCUGGAGCACCUCCCCUACAAAGACAGGCUGAAGGAGCUGGGCUUGUUUGGCCUGGAGAAAAGAAGGCUGUGGGGUGACCUUUCAGUAUCUAAAGGGAGCCUAUCAACAAGAGGGGAAUCAACUCUUUGAAAGGGUAGAUAACAGCAGCACAAGGGGAAAUGGUUUUAAGUUGAGGGAGGGAAGAUUUAGGUUGAAUGUCAAGUGGAAGUUCCUUACUGAGAGAGUGGUGAGGUGCUGGAACAGGCUGCCCAGAGAGGUUGUGGAUGCCUCGUCCCUGGAGGUGUUCAAGGCCAGAUUGCAUGGGGCCCUGGGCAACCUGGUCUAGUAUUGAAUGUGGAGCUUGGUGGCCCUGCGUAUGGCAGGGGGUUGGAGAUUCACUGAUCCUUGAGGUCCUUUCCAACCCAGGCCAUUCUGUGACUUCUAUCGUGGAGGAUCAUUGGUCUGAUAAGUUUAUUGUGGACUUGUUGUUGCAUGGCUUUCAGUUACCUUGGGCCAAUGUAUGAUGCCCAAUGUGGUAUUAAAGGCCAGCAGUGCUUAUAAUUGUUUGCUGUUCUAGUUGGAAGGACUUCUCCUGUGCAAGUGCUCCCGCCUUCCUUCCUCUCUGCUCCUCAAAAGGGAUAUCUAAUGUAAUUCAGCAGUGCUUCCCAUAACUAGAUAAUCUAGUAAUGGGCGGAUGUUUAAGCUCUUAGCAUCAAUGAGACAAAGCUAGUCUUGGCCUGCAGCAACUUGGUUUUUCCUACUGAGAUAUGCAGAAAGCAGAUGUGGUCUGCUAUGAACAUGAGUGGUCUGUGACUCUAUAAUCGGGACACAGUGUUUAUGCAUCCAUUUUAGUGUUUGAGCCCAAUGCAUAAACUAAGGAUUCUACCACUGCUUUGUCUCUGUGAGUGAAGGAUCACCAUAAUUGGCUUAAGAAAACAACUUUUAUCCUUGUACUUCAGCACCUUAGUUUUGGUGUGUUUUUGUGUGGUCAGUCCGCUGUGAAUUCAUAUGCUGAUACCUCUGCAAGACUGCAGAGGUGACCUUAUGUAAAUGCAUUGAGCAGAUGGUGAGGACUUUGUCCAUUCUGUUAAUGUUUGAUCUCUUUAAUCUUUUCUACUGAUCAGCCUUUUCUGCUCUCUUCCUUCACUGUUUGCUUGUAACUUGCUCAGGAUUCCCAAUUUGAGAUUUGAGUGCAGUCUUAGUAAUGGUAAGCUAGAGAACAAACGCAGAAAAUCUCCUUUGAGUAUCUGAAGUCCAUAUGGCUAUGUAUGAUGAAGACCUUUUGAAAAAUCCCUUUUAUUUGGCCAUUCAGAAGCGACGUCCUGAUCUCUGCAGCAAAGUUGCAGAACUCCAUGGUAUUGUAUUAGUUCCAUGCAAAGGAAGCCUUUCAAGCAACUGUCUUUCCAACUGCCAGUUUGAAUCUUAUGUACUGAAGCCACUAGAAGAAAAUUUUCAGACCUUAAAUGGAAAGGAGAUCUUCAUACAAGCAAAUCUUGUCAUCUUAGGAACUGGUUUUGACGAUCAUCUCUCAGUACCUGUUCUUUUUGAGGAAACAUUUUACAAUGAAAAAGAAGAGAGCUUUAGUAUUUUGUGCAUAGCUCAUCCACUGGAAAAAACAGAAAGCUCAAGUGAAUCUACAGCUUCAUCAAAUCUUUAUUCUCUGAAAAAUAUUGAAGAUGUCAGAGAAUUCUUGGGAAGGCACUGUGAGAGAUUUGAUAAAUACAUAGGAUCUUUCUACCGAACAUUUAAAGAGCACGAACGGAAAAGCCUCCGCCAUUACAUAGAUUCUGUCAGUGCACUUUAUACCAAAUGUCUCCAGCAUCUUCUGAGAGAUUCACACUUGAAGAUGCUUGCGAAGCAAGAAGAGCAGAUGAAUCUGAUUAAACAAGCAGUUGAAAUGUAUGUCCACCAUGCUAUUUAUGAUCUAGUCUUUAAAUAUGUGGGGACUAUUGAGGCAAGUGAGGAUGCUGCUUUUAACAAAAUCACAAGAAGCCUUCAAGAGCUCCAGCAGAAAGACAUUGGAGUAAAACCCGAGUUUAGUUUUAAUAUACCACGUGCGAAGCGAGAACUGAGUCAGCUGAACAAGUGUACUUCCCCUCAACAGAAGUUACUCUGUCUACGAAAAGUGGUACAAAUUAUUAUGCAGUCUCCUAGCCAAAGAGUUAACAUGGAAACCAUGUGUGCAGAUGAUCUACUCUCUGUCUUGCUGUAUUUACUUGUAAAAACAGAAAUCCCAAACUGGAUGGCCAACUUGAGUUACAUCAAGAACUUCAGGCUCUGCAGUUCGGUGAAGGAUGAAUUGGGAUACUGUCUAACCUCAAUUGAGGCUGCAAUAGAAUACAUACGACAAGGCAACCUCUCUGACAGAUCAACAGAAUCUGACAGGCUGUAUGACAAGUUGCUUUUAAAACAAAGGAUGAACUUUUUAUCCCAGAUGUCUACUACUCCAAUAGAUUGCUUAUUUAAGCAUAUUGCUUCAGGUAAUCAGGAGGAAGUGGAGCGAUUACUAAGUCAAGGUGACAGUGAUAAGGACACUGUACAAAAAAUGUGUCAUCCGCUCUGUUACUGUGACAAAUGUGAGAAGCUAGUUUCUGGGAAACUGAAUGAUCCUUCAAUUGUCACUGCAUUUUCCCGAGAUGACCGGGGAUAUACGCCACUCCAUAUAGCUGCUAUUUGUGGGCAAACAUCAUUAGUGGAUUUACUAAUAGCCAAAGGAGCCAUUGUCAAUGCUACAGAUUACCACGGUUCAACUCCACUUCACCUUGCCUGUCAGAAGGGAUAUCAAAACGUUACACUUCUCUUAUUGCACUAUAAGGCAAGUACUGAUGUUCAGGACAAUAAUGGGAAUACUCCACUUCAUUUAGCCUGCACUUAUGGUCAUGAGGAUUGCGUUAAAGCAUUAGUCUACUAUGAUGUGCAUUCCUGUAGACUAGAUAUUGGAAAUGAAAAGGGAGAUACUCCUCUCCAUAUAGCUGCUCGUUGGGGUUAUCAAGGGAUCAUAGAAGUGCUUUUGCAAAAUGGGGCAAAUCCAAAUACUCAAAACCGGAUGAAAGAGACUUCGCUACAGUGUGCAUUAAAUUCCAAGAUUUUGUCACUGAUGGAAUUAAACUAUCUAACCUUUGAGCGGGGACAGAGUGCUUCUGAGUCACCACUUAGGUCUCCUCAGCACUCAACAGAAACUUUCAGCAGAGGAUCAUCUGUCUCUAGUUUGUCAUCAGCAUCAAUUGAUGUAAGGCAAGAUGAAGUGAAGAACAGUUAUAAAGAGGUGGAAAAACUCCUAAGAGCAGUUGCUGAUGGAGAUCUGGAAAUGGUACGUUAUCUCUUGGAAUGGACAGAAGAAGACUUAGAAGAUGAAGAUGAUGCAGUCAGUACAUUGAAACCAGAAUUCUGCCAUCCAUUAUGCCAGUGCUCGAAAUGUGGGCCAGCACAAAAGAAAUUUGCAAGGGUCCCUGCUAAUGGCCUUGGUGUAAAUGUAUCAAAUCAAGAUGGUUUUACACCAUUGCAUAUGGCUGCACUGCAUGGACACUCUGACCUCGUCUCUCUCUUGUUGAAACAUGGAGCCAGUAUCAGUGCCAAGAAUGCAGAACAUGCAGUGCCUCUUCAUUUAGCCUGCCAGAAAGGUCACUCCCAGGUGGUAGAAUGUCUAAUGAAUUAUAGUGCUAAACAAAAUAAAAAGGAUGCAUAUGGAAAUACUCCUUUAAUUUAUGCAUGCUUGAAUGGUCACUAUGAGACUACUGCCUUGUUGUUACAGCAUGGAGCUUCUGUUAACCUUUCUAAUGCCAAAGGAAAUACAGCACUGCAUGAGGCUGUGAUAGGGAAGAAUGAAGCCCUGGUGGACUUGUUGCUGCAGAAUGGUGCGAUGACACACAUACAGAAUGAAAGGAACUGUACCCCUGCAGACUGUGCUGAGCCGAAUUCAAAUAUCAUUAAGUUGCUGGAAACAGCAGCAAGCUGUGUACCUGCAUCAGCAGAGGAAGAAAAGGAACGUGAGCAGCAUGCUACUAUCAAGAUAAGAAGAAAAGUGAACGAGCCACGAGAGAAAGCUGAUGAUCCCAUGAACAGACAACAUCAACUCGUCCAAUCAAUUAACAGAUUUAACAAAGCAAAACAUUUACGGAGAACAAUAACAAGAGAUAAAAGCGUCCCCAAUUUUGACUAUCAGUUCUUGCACCAGUUAGCUAUUAAAGGCUUUGAUAAAACCAAGUUAAAAUCUGUUGAAACACUGGACCAGAACAAAGCAAAGAUUACUGACGCAGAAUGCAGUGGUGAAUUUAUGAAACAUGAUGACAUGAUAGAAACUCCUUGUAGGAGUAAAUUAAUGCACCGGAGACACACUGUUAAUGUUCCGCUUUCAGCAGAGAGUGUCAGUGGUAAUAGUUUAUCCAGCCCUGGAAGCCCAAGUAUUUCACAAUCGAGAGACUGCUGUGAUGACUUGCUUUCCAAACAUUGACAAAGAAGCGCAGAUGUGAUGUCAAAAGCUUUGGAACUAGGUGGUGUGGAUUUCAGUAUCCCUUUGCUGCAUAUCAAAGAACUCGGUGACGCUUGCAAGCUAUGCCUUCAGAAGAGAAUACAGGGAUAACUCUUCAGCAGAAACAGAAUGUUCCUAGAACUUUUGAAGACUGAAUGUCUUGGAGGUAACUACAGAGCCAGAUCGUUGCUGAUGUUAACAAACAGGGAAGUACUGACGUAUGUAGGCAGUAAAGUUACCUUCAUGUUCUACGUAGCACUUACUAAAAAAUCAUAUAUAACAGUAAACCAGACCAAACCCUGUAUUGUAUUUUUUCAGCCAUCCACUUUGUUUUUAAAGUCUUUGAAUAAUUUUCGCAUUUUUGGUUUUUACCACUACAAUGGAUAAAUAUAUACAAAUAUAUAUAUAUUUAUAUAUACAUAAAGAUAUAUUGGAUAACAAGCUAUUUAUUGACAGAGGUAAUUGAAAUGUCUAUUUUUAUUCGAAUAUUACAAACUGUUAUAGCAUAAAUUUUUCUGUAUAUUUCAGUAGCUGAGAAAACAGUAGUCCAUCGGUGACACCAUGUUAGACAUAUAUACAUGCUAAUAAUAUGAAGGGAACUAAUCUUUGCUAGUUUCUUAGUAAUGCUCCUCUGUAUCUACAACAUCAAUUUCUUUUUAGGAGUCAAGACAGUGGGGAGAAGUAGAGAGCCCCUGCAAAGCUAAAGUGUAAACUCAGUGUUCAGCCUGAUUAAUAAAAACGCAGAAGCAAGAGUGCGUAAGGACACACAAAAUUGUUUUAAGGUUUGUUUUUUUUCUUCCUCUAAAGCUAGCCAUUCAAAAAGUGCACGAAUAUUCGUGAUUCUGAACCUGGGCGACAUCUGCAGGCAAAACCACUGCUUGAGAGCCUGAACCCAGACUGUUACUUAAAGUGAACUUCCAUGAACUUCCAUUUCUGAAAGGUACCCCUCACAUCAGUUGGCUUUUGUUGGAAUAGAUCAUUCCCAGAGGUGAUCACUGAAGACCAAAAGCUCACAAGUAACUGAGAUGGUUGCUUAGAUUUGGAUUUUGUUUUCUACUGUUUUGGUUACGGUAGUAAAACAUGUACAUAGCACAAGCCAGGUUUCUAAGUGCAGUAUUUUUUUAUCCAUGGCUCACCACAUCCAGCUUUCAUUUUAUUUGUAUGAAUAAUUCUGUUCCUUUUAAUUGCAGUAUUAGUAAACUGCCUGGCAAAGUAGAAAGCUGGAGGACAUGCUGGUGAUUUUUUCAAGUAACUUUUUAAUCUAAGAGGUAAAAUUUGCUGCAAAUGCACGUUUAGACAUUUGGAGUUGAGGAUCUUGUGUUUAUUUUUCUAAUAAUUUAUGAGUUUAUCUGACUUUUCUAAUGUGCCUUGGAUUUGUGCCAAAAGAUGGAAAGAAAAAGCUAGUAAAGUAAUUCUUGAAAGUGCUGUUUUCUUUGAGUGCUUAUUUAAAGCAUUGCGUCUUUUUGUGGAUUUACUUGUUUUUGUAGACAUCUGAAGAGUUCACCUUGUAUCUGUGUAAAUUGAGGGGAUCUGUUGGAAUUUAGUCCCGUUCAAUAGGAGUUUCUUCCCUUUUCUGCUCUGCAUUCGCAGAUUGCUAUUAGUAGGUUGUGUGGUUUGGGAUUUCAGGCAUAUAAAUGUUAAAUACAGAAUUAUCUGUGAAACUGGACAUUUUCACUUUUAAGUUCCUUCUUCAUUUAAAAAAAGGUGGGAUUGAUCUUAACUACAGCAAGCCAGAAGAGCAAGUGGAGAGAUGAACCAGAUGAACUAGUUACUUUUUUCUUCCUGCAACACUGCAAGGUUGUCCUAGAGCACGUUGCUCAUCCCUGCCUGUCAUGUUCUUGAAAUAUCUAAAGAUUCAUUGUAAAGUUAAAGAUAGAAUUAAAUUUCAUAGAUCUGAUUUCCAAACUAAAUACUGAGAAUUUAGCUUAUGUCUUAAUUACAGUAUGUGUUUUACCUAAAUUAUGAUAAGAUUUCUAGACAGUCUGAAUGAGAAAAAUCAUCUCCAUAGUUUUUUAAUACUGGUGCUACUAUGCUACAGUGUGUAAGUGCAGAAUAUUAGAGUUGAGUAGCUGUGGAAACAAGUUCUGAGUGAGUUUAUUAAAUACCUUUGAAAUAAGUAUCAGCAGAUGUGAACUCUGAAUUUAGUUUGUUUUUUUAUUAAAAACCAAUUUUGACUGCAACGGGUUAUGGAAAACAAAUUGUUCACUGCUGUUCUAUUUGAAGCAUAAAGUGUUCCAUUGUAUUCUAUGCGAGCAGUGAAAGAGCUGCAACAUCUUGAUACAAAUGACUAUGUAAUUAUUUGGUUAAUUUCACUUUUAAAAUUUAGUCUGUUUGAUGGACAAGUAGACAUCUCCCUGCUGUACAGAGACGUCCUGCACUACCUCAGCAAGGCUGGAAGUUCUAGUCACCAGGGGAGUUGACUAGAUGACCUUUAAAGAUCCCUUCCAACUCAAAUGAUUCUAUGAUCUUAAACUGGCUUUUUGUAAGCAGCUAUACACAGCAGAGAAACAGUCCACAAUUAAGCAGUCCCUAAGCACAGAUGUAGGAACAGCGAUGCCCUGAAGUGCCACAUAUUGGCAUAUCUAUUUGCUGCUGUUAUGUCUGUGGGUAGUGCCAGGUGCUACUGAGACUGUGCACAAGUGUAGAACAUGAAGCACAACUACAGUUAUACCAAUACGAGGAGAUGGGCUGAUUAGGAAAAGCACUCUUCAUUUUACAGGAACUGGCCAAGUGUUAUAGUAGUGCUUGCCUUUGGAAAACGCUUUCCUCUUGAAUGAAUUAUAAAAUUUCCCCCCCAAAAAACCCACAAAACCAAAAGUAGCUUCAUUAACUUGAGUUUUCUGUUGUUGUUCUAUCUGAACAGUUGUCCUGUUGAACCCAAACCUACUUAAGUGACCAAACCAUGCUUCACUUUUACUUCAGCAUUCAGUCUAGGAUAAAGCUUACUUCCAGGCAUUUUGGAUUUUUAUGUAUCAAAGCACUUAAAUCCUGACCAGUUCCAAAUAACAUCUAACAAAUGAUUUAGGUAAGUGAAAGAUUCCUCUGAUGUGCUUGACCAAGCUUAUCAUUAAAGAAAUAUACUAAUUUUCUAAGACAUGAU